AAGUUAGAAACAGGAAGGGAUUAUCAUGAACUAGGUCUUUAAACGUGAAUAGCCCAGAAAUACUUCAGAGUUAUCAUUGGAAAUUUUCUUGGGUUAUUACAUAAAAAAAAAUAUAUAGAUACUAACAGCAAAAUUAGUUCCAACUUUGAUGUCGGUCGUACACAGUAAUUUUGUUUUAGUUUCAGACACUAUUAGAGUGCCUAGCGUAAGACAUUGAGUAAACUGAACUUAUCAAACAAGGAAUAAAUACUAUGCUGAAUCUAGGUUCUGAAUCUAGUGAUGUAUACGAUAGAUUCUUACCACAGCCCGCAACAACCCCGCAUGGAGAUUUACAUGCAACUCAAAUCAGAGAAUCGCCACGGACUGAGAACAAUGGAAGGCACGGAGCAGCAUUUACCAUCACUCUUUCAGUUUCUCUUGUUCUUAACGUGGUCAUGACGUUAUUUGUCGUUUUCUACGUCAUAUUUACGAUGAAGCAGGUGGUAAAUCAUAAGAAAGACAGUGGAUUUUCUGUGUCCGAAGAGGGAAUGGCUGGAAAGGAGAACUCUGUGAAACAGUUGACUGUUUGUUUACCUUGCCAACAUCUCAUAGGGCAAACACAGAACUUUGAAGUAUGUUGUCAAAAUUCCACUGAGUCUGCUGUGCUUCUACUAAAAUUGCUCUUAAAUGCAAGGGAAAAGAAAAAAUCUACAUUAGUUUUUGGGCAAUAUCAUAUUUCUGCAACACAAGGUAGAAAACGGGUAUCUCUUAAAUCUUCCAGUAUAAAAUCCCCGUCCGAUUCUAUAUUACUUCCAUCAACAUUAAAUAGAAUCAGAGUCAACAAAAGCGGGUAUUAUACAGUAUUUGGAAACUUGUGUUUCUCCGAGAAAGACAUUACUGGAAAGUCGGAGUCUGUGAUCGCGACUUUGGAGCAAGUACACAAUGGCUCCAAGAGAACAAUUUUCAGCAAGACAGAAGUCGUACAUUGGGACCCUAAUACUUAUGUUAGCAUCAGCUUUAUGGAGAAUAUUUGGUUAAACGGAAACACAGAACUAUUGUUAUUUGUCAAUCGUCCAAAUGUAUUGUAUAAAUUAAAAGACUGUAAUACAAUAGGGCUAUAUAAAACGCAUUAAUAAAGAAUUUUAAAAGGAA
Messenger RNA from Magallana angulata, 1131 nucleotides. RefSeq lists its product as uncharacterized. The transcript is spliced from 3 exons. Gene Ontology annotation, molecular function: protein binding. Bases 252 to 1112 code for a protein of 286 amino acids. The record is from RefSeq and is a predicted model, not a curated record. NCBI's taxonomy places the organism in Eukaryota, Metazoa, Mollusca, Bivalvia, Ostreida, Ostreidae.